This is a messenger RNA of Cladophialophora carrionii CBS 160.54, 1140 nucleotides long. RefSeq lists its product as uncharacterized. NCBI's taxonomy places the organism in Eukaryota, Fungi, Ascomycota, Eurotiomycetes, Chaetothyriales, Herpotrichiellaceae. The transcript is spliced from 2 exons. Gene Ontology annotation, molecular function: protein binding. The coding region runs from base 1 to 1140 and encodes 379 amino acids. The record is from RefSeq and is a predicted model, not a curated record.
AUGUCUGGCGGGAACAACAAGAAGCGAAAGGCGGAUUGUACGGAUGUUGCAGCCAGCGAGGCAAAGCGGGUGCAAAGAAAUAGCCAAACCGUCGAGAUCAUUCCAGAAGCUGACGUGACAUUGAGAGUUGGGACAGGGGAAAAUGCUUUGGAUAUCAGAGCCUCUGGUCUCGUGCUGGGCCUGGCAUCGAAGCUGUUCAAGGCAAUGCUGAAUUCAGGGUUCAGCGAAGGCACGACGAAGGUCAUCGAUCUGGACGACGAGCCGCAAACAGUCUUGGACUUCUGCCAUAUCAUCCACUACAAACACAAUUUCAUUGAGUCCAUGGACGCCAAGCGGUUGCGUAACCUCAUCGUCUUCGCAGACAUGCGACAGUGCCACGAACCACUGAAACCGUGGCUGGUGUACACCCUGCGCGAGUAUGUGGCUUGGUUUGGACGUUUCGCUGCCGAUCAGUUCGACGCUCAGGCUUUCCCAGAUCGAUAUCCAGGACUGCAACGGGAGGAUUUUAUUCCCAUCGCCGCCUCAUUCGGUCUUUAUGACCUAUUUUGGCUGGUGACAAAGGCGCACCUUGCGAGGUCUAAGGAUUCCAUAACGCCAUGUGGUGACGGAGGUUUGGCUGGGAGACUGCCGCUUGCGUCAGGUCAUGAUGGUCUUUCCAUAUACGAGUUUCUCGACAAAACACGGAUCCGUCGCACCCAAGAAUUACUCAGGCAGGCUUUUCUGGCAGUCGGGCGGGACUUUGGGACAGAUGACAAUUGCUGGGCUGCCCGGGAGAAGUUCGGGACUAUUCACAUCUGGCUCAUCCAAGAGGGCAUCGAAGUUGGCAGCCUUUGUUGGUACCCGGAGUCCUGGUGGCACGCUUAUGUCUCCCUACGAAGAAUUUCCACACCCAUUCCGGGUAAUGUUGAUCAAGAUGGCGGCCCAGAGAACAACUGCUGGUCUAGGGAUUGUGGAGAACCGGACGUAUGCCUGUAUUGCCAAGAGAAGCACAUGCGCUACAUCCGAGAAAGUUUGGGCAAGGAGAUGCAGUCAUUGCCCGGGGUCUGCUUGAAGUGCUUCCUUGAGAAGGGAGAAGAUUCUUUGCGCCUUUCCUCGUCCUGCUCAGAGCCAGGCCAUUCUGAGCGAAAGUCGGAGGACUAG